ACAAGUCCUCCUAUAUACUGUGUCCGUGUGAAACCCCAGCUCUUCAUCUCUAGCAGCUUCACCAAUUUACAUUCAUUUCUCAAUCUUAACCUUCCCUCUGUUACUCUGUAUCAUCCUUCUUUCAACAAAGACUGUACAUAUAUAUAUUACAUUAUUUUGUAGACGCAUGAAGGGGAUGGUGGAGUAGAGACAGAACGGGGGCUGGAGGGGAGAGAGGAGAUCAGUUAAAGAAAGAGAGGGGCAAGAGAUUUAAUUCUAGGGUUAGAGUUUGGGAAACGAGAAGGCAGAGUCCAAACCUCCAUAACCCGCUACCUCCUACUCUUCUCCGCCACCACCACUUCUUCAAUGGAAUUGAUUUUCCGAAACCCCCAAAAUGAAACCUUAUUCAAUCCUCACCACCACCAUUCUAUUCUCUGCUCUUCCUCCCCACUAGAAAACCGGACCUCGCCGUCGAAAGUAUGGCCCUACUGGCCUUCCUCUCCGCCGUGGGCGACCAAAUUUAUUCAAAAGGCUAGAAUUUACAAGCUGGACAAGAACAAGAAUAACUGGGAAACUGGAGUCUCUGUGUUCUUCAUAUCUCUAAGCGUUCAUCAUAUAGGUUUGGUAAUGGAAAUUGGUGUGAACUCAUUAAAUGGACUCUUACAUCUACAAUCACUUUCCUUGAUAAUUCAUUUUUGGGUUUUUCCCACUUUCCAACCAGUUUCGGGGAAAUUGCAGUUGUGAUGGUGACUAACCGCGUGGGAGCCAAAAAAAAAAAAAAGUGAUUUCUGGGAAGUCUUCUCUCCUAUAUUCAUUUUCAUUCUUGGAACAUUACAAUAUUCAUAGCAAUUCAAGUUCCAAAUUCUUUAAAAAAUCUUUUUUUGUGGAAUUCUACUCAUUUUUGGGUUUUUCCUACUUUCCAACCAGUUUCGGGGAAAUUGUGAUGGUGACUAACGGCGUGGGACCCAACUAAAAAAAGUGAUUUCUGGGAAGUCUUCUCAGUCUUCUCUCCUAUAUUCAUUUUCAUUCUAAUAUUCAUAGCAAUUCAAGUUCCAAAUUCUUGACAAAAUAUUCUUGUGUGGAAUUCUACUCUUGAUCAGAUGGUUUUUAAAUUCUUAAAAUUCCGAAGAAGUAACAAACCAACGAGAGAAAAUGUUCUCUCAACUGCCCUGGAGUUAAUCUUGCGCUCUGGUUCCACUGUAUCAUUGGAAAAUGAAGAAGGAAUGAUCUUCAAUGGCGACCGUUCAAAAACUAUCCAGUAUUUGCAAGCUUUGGACGAGAUUUUACUGUGGACAGAGUCGAUAACAAGCUCAGAUGUUCAGAUUUUACGGAGGACAGAGUCGAGAACAAGCUCAGAUGUUCAGAUCAAAGUGAACGAAGCAAUCCAAAUUGCAAUGGCUCGGCUUGAGAAAGAGUUUGGGAUCAUCUUGUUCAGCCUCACCAGUUCAAUGGAUGCCGAAUCAAGUAAGUCUUCGAAAUCUUCAAGCUCCAUAACUGGUGGUUCUAGUAGUAGCUUCAGUAGUACUAGUAGUAGCUUUGGCUUCUAUGAUUAUAAGAAGUCCAAUCUAACGAUUAAGAAUGAUCUCCGGAGUAUUGCUGAGAGAAUGAACUCUGCUGGACAUCUUCUCAAAUGCACUAAGAUGUACAUGAGUGUAAGAGAGCCUAUCCUGGAGGCGAGUCUUCAAGGACUAGGCAUCCAGAAUUUAAGUAUCAAUGCCAUUCGUAGGUUGGAGUGGGAAGAGUUGGAGGAGAAGAUCAGACAGUGGAUGCAAGCUUAUAAGAUUUAUGUCAAGGUUCUCUUUGCAGGAGAGAGGAGACUCUACGAGCGUAUCUUUGGAGGUCUCGGAACUGCCUCAGAUGAUAACUGUUUUGGUGAAAUGCUUAAAGACCGUACAACUCAAUUAUCCAAAAUGGGGGAAGCCAUAAGCUCCUGCCUAAGCAGUCAAUCAUGGAGUCCAGAGAAGUUGUUCAAAAUUUUAGACCUCCACAAAGCAUUGUCAACAAGUUUGCCUGCUCUUGAUGUUGUUUUUCAGUUCAAAUCAUUAGAAUGUAUUAAGAUUCAGGCAGCUGCGAUAUUGCACCAGCUUGUGGAGGCAGCAAGAAGUACUCUAAUGGAAUUUGAGAUUAGUGUGCUUCAUGAGCAGUCAAAUUUUCAGGAUCAAAGGGGUAGUAUUGACACCUUCACGGCAUCUGUUAUGGAUUAUAUUACUCAGAUCUCUUCCUAUAUGGAAAGGCUAACUAAAUUGAUUGUAUCAAAGCCGCCAAAGCUGGAAGAGAAGAGAAACUCCAGUGAUCUGACAAUUUUGGGGCGAACUCUGUUGGAGAUCCAUUUGAUUUGGAUUAUUGAAGUCUUACAAUUCAAAUUGGAUGGUAAGUCCAAGUGCUAUGAGGAUGACUCUUUGGCUCAAUUGUUCAUGAUGAAUAAUGUUCAUUACAUUGUUCAGAAAAUCGAACGGGAACCAAAAUUGCGACAGAUGAUUGGGGGCAAUUACCUGGAGAAAGGCAAUUACCUGGAGAAACUAACGGAAAAUUUUCACGUACUGAUGAUUGACUAUAUGAGAUCAACAUGGGUGAGGAUCAUUGAUUGCCUGAGAGAUGAAGAACUAAAUGUGAAUGGGAGUCUUUCUUCUGAGGCGUUAGACAGUGGACUGAAGGAGAGGUUAAAGACCUUCAGCUCUAUGUUUGAAGAGGUUUUUCAUACUCAAGCACCAUGGGUGGUACCGAGCUUGCACCUCCGUCAGAAGCUAUGUGGUUCCAUAUCAGAGAAGCUUAUUCCAGCCUACAGCUCCUUUCUUGAGAGGUUCAAGAGUCAAAUAGGGAGGGAAAAUCACCAAGAGAAAUGCAUUAACUACUCGGUUGAGGGCCUAAAGACUGCGAUCUCAAAUCUCUUUGCGGGCAAUGUGGAGCCACUGGUGAUAGAGCCACCAGAAAAUGUCGUCUCGGCAUCUGAACCAGCCAUGGAGUUCGUCCUGCACUGCAGUUCAACUACAUUAGAAGAGACGAUAAAAGGAAUAAAUUUCAGUAGUGACCGCCCAAAAAUUGACAAUCAUCUGCAAACCAUGCACAAGAUUCAACAAUGGACAGAGUCAGCAAUGAGCUCAGACAAUCAGAGCAAAGCCAACAGUGCAAUCCAGAUCGUAGGUCCACUAGAGAAUGAGUUUCGGAUCAUCCUGUUCAACCUCACCACUCCAAUUGGUACCAAUUCAAGUAAGUCUUCAACGGGUUCAAGUUCCAUAACCGGUAGUACUACUAGCUAUGAGAAUUUUGAUUGUACAAAGAUAAAUGUGAAUAAAAAGGAUGAUCUCCGUAGUAUUGCUGAGCAGAUGAACUCUGCUGGACAUGUUGGGAAGUGCAUUGAGUUGUACAAGAGUGUAAGGAAGACCUUUUUGGACACAAGUCUUCAUAGACUCGGCGUCCAGAAAGUAAGUAUUAAUGACAUCCGUAGUUUGGAGUGGGAAGUGUUGGAGGUGAAGAUCAUACAAUGGAUACAAGCUGCUAAGAUUUGUGUUAGAAUUUUCUUUGCAAGUGAGAAGAAACUAUGUGAGGAAAUUUUUGGAGGUCUUGGAACUGCCAUAGAUGAUGCCUGUUAUGCAGAAACGGUUAAAGAUCCUGCAAGUAAGUUAUUUGACUAUGGAAAAGUGCUAUGUGCCUGCAUAAGACAUAGAUCACGGCCAGAGAAGCUGUUCAAAAUUUUACGCCUCCAUAAGGAGUUGUCAGUUCUUUUGCCCGAACUUGAUGCCAUUUUCCCAGUACAAUCUUUAGAAUCUGUACGGAAUCAUGCUGUAGAGAUGCUUCCGUGGCUUGCUGAGGCGUCAAGAGCGAUUCUACUGGAAUUUGAAAAUAAUUUGCUUCAUGAACAAUCGAAUUUUCUGGAUUACAAUGGCACAAUUCACUCCUUGACAAUGUACGUUGUGAAAUAUAUUUCUCAGAUAUGUAGCUACAGGGAAAUUCUGACUAAAUUGAUCCUAUCAAGUCCGUCAAAGCAGGAAGAUGAGACAUCUUCCAGCAAUCUUACUGUUCCAGGUAUAUAUUUAGCUGGAGUUGAGGGGCAAACACCUCUCUCGAUCCAUUUGAUUUGGAUCAUUGAUAUUUUACAGUUCAAAUUGGUUGGUAAGUCCAAGUGCUACAAAGAUGCAUCUUUGGCUCAAUUAUUCAUGAUGAACAAUGUUCACUAUAUUGUUCAAAAGAAUGAAGAGGACCCGGAGUUGCAAGAGAUGAUUGGAGAUGAUUACUUGGAGAAGUUAAUGGGUAAUUUUUGGCUGGCAGUAAUUGGCUAUCAGAGAUCAACUUGGGACAGGAUCUUUCAAUGCUUAAGAGAUGAAGGACUAUUUUCUUCUGGGGUAUCGAAGAGUGGGCUGAAAGAGAGGUUGAAGACCUUCAAUACUAUGUUUGAAGAGGUCCAUCAGACUCAAGCAACAUGGUUGGUACCAGACUUCCGUCUUCGAGAACGGCUUCUCUUAUCCAUAUCAGAUAAUUUGCUUCCGGCUUAUAUGUCCUUUCUCGAGCUCUUCAAGAGACAUAUAGGAAUUGAAGAUCACCGAGAGAAAUAUAUUAAGUACUCGGUUGAGGACCUUGAAGCUGCGAUCUUGAAUUUCCUUUUGGGACACCCGACACACCAGCACCAGAGGAUAUAUUAGUGAACGAGGGGAAGAAUGACACCAGAAAGAAAGGAACUGCGGGCAAUUUUCGGAGACUUUUCUGUUGUUACAAGACGUCGAUGAAGACUUCAUUAGAUUCAGACUUUCAAGUUUGAGGGGGGUUGCUGAUAAUUUAGUUAACAAGUCCAUACAGCACGCUUGAAGCUUCCCGACGGCAUUUUCAACAGAUUUCCGUAAUUCGUGCAUCUUAGGUUUGUUUUGGUUCUUUGUGAGCCUGGAACCUCUUCAUAAUACUUUGCUUUGGUGUGCUGGCUUUCUGGUUUGUGAUGGCUCUGAGCCACUGCUUUUGUAAAAGUUUGCAAGUCUCGUCUCCCUUGAUUAUGUUUGGCUGUUUACCAUAAGGGAAGAACUGGUUCUUGUCGGAGUUCCUUGCAUUUCACUUGGCAAGAUUUUCAGAUUUCUCGUUUGGUGGUGCUUUGGUUUAAUGUGGAGAUUCAGGGGUGUUCUUGUGUCCUUGCUUUGUAAUUUAACCUUUCUUGUCUUAAUUAGAUUUUGUUGAGAAUGCUUUGAUUUCACACACUUGUAAUAUGGAGGUAUGCCGCCUUGACCUUGUACUGGUUGUUGAUCAAUAUUAUUCCCGUUCUUGCUUACCAUAUUACUUCAA
Cornus florida is the source of this 5241-nucleotide messenger RNA. RefSeq lists its product as uncharacterized. Gene Ontology annotation, cellular component: exocyst. Gene Ontology annotation, molecular function: phosphatidylinositol-4,5-bisphosphate binding. Gene Ontology annotation, biological process: exocytosis. Lineage: Eukaryota; Viridiplantae; Streptophyta; Magnoliopsida; Cornales; Cornaceae. Bases 1080 to 4616 code for a protein of 1178 amino acids. The transcript is spliced from 4 exons. The record is from RefSeq and is a predicted model, not a curated record.